CUAGGUGGUGGCCUCGCCGCUCCGACACCGGAAGCGGCUCCGCGGGGGGAGGGGCCCAGGACCUAGCCGGUAGUAGCUGUCGCGGCCGUUGCCCAGGUACCUUCGGGGCGGAGGAGCGGAGCCAGCAGCCGUGAUUUGUGGCCGCCUUUCUCUUUGGGAUCUGAAGAGCGAUGGGGAACACAAGCAGCGAACGUGGCGGCGUGGAGCGUCAGGGCAGCCAUAAGACGCCUCGGAGAGACGGCGGAGGAACGAAGGAUGGAGACAGGCCAAAGAUCUUGAUGGACAGCCCCGAAGAUGCCGACUUGUUCCAUGCUGAGGAAAUAAAGGCUCCCCUCGAGAAAGAAGAGUUCCUGGCCUGGCAGCAAGACAUCGAGGUGAACGAGAAGGCGCCCACUCAGGCUCGGCCGACCGUCUUCCGCUGGACCGGAGGUGGCAAAGAGGUUUAUUUAUCCGGCUCGUUCAACAACUGGAGCAAACUUCCCCUGACACGGAGCCACAAUAACUUCGUAGCAAUCCUCGAUCUCCCAGAAGGUGAACACCAAUACAAGUUCUACGUGGACGGUCAGUGGACACAUGAUCCUUCAGAGCCCGUCGUGACCAGCCAGCUGGGGACCGUCAACAACAUUAUUCAGGUGAAGAAAACAGACUUUGAAGUAUUUGAUGCUUUAAUGGUGGACUCCCAAAAGUGCUCUGAUGGUUCUGAGCUGUCUAGUUCACCCCCUGGACCCUACCACCAGGACCCCUACAUCUGCAAGCCAGAAGAGCGCUUCAAGUCUCCCCCGAUCCUCCCUCCGCAUCUGCUGCAGGUUAUCCUCAACAAAGACACUGGGAUUUCGUGUGAUCCGGCCCUGCUUCCAGAGCCUAACCACGUCAUGUUGAAUCACCUCUAUGCGCUCUCCAUCAAGGACGGGGUGAUGGUGCUCAGUGCCACCCACCGUUACAAGAAGAAAUACGUGACUACCUUGCUGUAUAAGCCCAUAUGAAAGAGGAGCUGGGCGGCCCGGGCGGAUGGAGCCGCAGCAGAGGGAACAAAGGGAGAGUGCGCCCUUUCAAGCAGUAGCAGACCCGCUGUCAAAAGCAUACUUUUUUUUUUUUAAGAAGAGCCCAAAUCUGUUGAACGCUGGCCUUGCUCGCUCUCCCUCCUGCUGUGAAUAUUCUUUCGCCGCACAAGGAUGUAUGUAAUCUGGUUCUGCCAAUCAAGGGUGUGAGCUUUUGAGGGGUUGCCCUGUAGUCCUCCCCUCCUACCUGCGGGGGAGGGGAAGAGAGGGGGAAUGAGGACACCGAAGCUGCAGAGGACAUUUAGUUUGUGGCAUUAUAAUAAAAUAAAUCCUUGAAAUGGUCACCUAGCACGGCUAUUCCAGUCUACUGCUGGAUGGAGGUGGCCGUUAAAUCCUUCAAGCCCCCCCCCAAGCAUCUUUGCUUUUCUCAUACAGCAAUAGGUGGGAGAGAGGGUCACUUUUCUCCUCUAGCAACCUUGCCACGGCCCCAAAGAGUUAUUUUGUUUUAUUUUGGUUCUUUUCCUCCCUGCGCUAGUUGCCUUUCGUAAUCCAGACCCUCACCAGGUUUGAGACUGCUGGCAAAGGCAACCAGCUUCAGUGGCUUUCAGCAGAACGUGCUUGUGCGUCCAGUAUUAUUGUGCGUCCAGUAGCCUGCUUUCAGUCGACUAGCUGGCCUGAUGGAUUUAGGGUCUUGAGCAAAACUGUCCAGGUGCAGGAUGUGACAAUUGAGCUAGAAGCAUCUGAAGCUGCUGAGAAGCUCAGAGACCCAGCCGGCCGGGCCCUACAAGCCUUGGCUCCUGCUGCUGUUACACCUGUUGGGAUAGCUGGGCAAGAAUUGUGGCCCCACCUCUUUCCUAAAGGUUAGACUCCUGAGCAAUAGUGCUGCCCUUCUCCAGAGUAGAGAUGUGAAGGCCCAGAGAGAGAGAUAUUGGGGUGGGGAUUUCCACCGAAGGCACUCAACAUCUGGGCUGGGGGGAUCAGGAUGCUUCUCUGAAAUAGCUGUGGCCUUCCCUGGCAGCAGUGUUGGGAAGGGGGCUGAUCAAGGGACUGCCCCUGUCAUGAGUCUGCUUGCCCCCCUCCUGCCAGUUAAAGUGUCAGCACCCUGAGGUGCAUACACUCCUAAGCCUGUUGAAGAGCCAGCUUGUGCCUUCUUAGCCGAGGGAGACUGUGUGGCUUUUGCCUCUUUCUCUGGCUCCUUACAUUUUUUGAGGCCUUUGGGCAGUUCUGCUCCUUUUUGGGCAGCUGAAACGGAUGUACGGCUACUACAUACACCCUCUAGGAUGCAGGAGGCGGCUGACCUGUGGUCUUCCAGAUGUUAACGGACUACGGUGUCCCUGGCUCACUGGCCAUACCAGGCGGGCCUGCUGGGAGCCACAAGUUCCCUGUCCCUGUUCUAGAGUGCGGUUUGGAACAGUAUUUCUUGUCCACUCUUCUGCCUUGGGUUUGCUGUUGUAUUGUUGGUUCUCUUUGGGAAAUCAGUUUCUUUUUAAAUAAAAUCAGUAUUUGGAAAUAA
Molecule: messenger RNA, 2511 nt
Organism: Rhineura floridana
Lineage: Eukaryota; Metazoa; Chordata; Lepidosauria; Squamata; Rhineuridae
Gene: PRKAB1
Product: protein kinase AMP-activated non-catalytic subunit beta 1
Exons: 8
Coding region: 171-983 (270 amino acids)
Biological process (GO): signal transduction
Cellular component (GO): nucleotide-activated protein kinase complex; nucleus; cytoplasm
Molecular function (GO): protein kinase binding
Source: RefSeq, a predicted model, not a curated record